Messenger RNA from Bactrocera tryoni, 2945 nucleotides. RefSeq names its product probable G-protein coupled receptor Mth-like 5 (gene mthl5). Gene Ontology annotation, cellular component: membrane. Bases 691 to 2673 code for a protein of 660 amino acids. NCBI's taxonomy places the organism in Eukaryota, Metazoa, Arthropoda, Insecta, Diptera, Tephritidae. Gene Ontology annotation, molecular function: G protein-coupled receptor activity. The record is from RefSeq and is a predicted model, not a curated record. The transcript is spliced from 7 exons. Gene Ontology annotation, biological process: G protein-coupled receptor signaling pathway; cell surface receptor signaling pathway.
CUGUAAUACUCAAAUAUUUCAAACUGUGUAAGGUGCAUAAAAAAAGAACCGCAAAAUAAGAAAAACGCCAUAUACAUACGAGUACAUACAUACAGUCGCGUGUAAAAACUUAGAACCCAACAAAUUGUUGGCGACAUUAAAUUGCCUGUCGUGUCUUAUUUGUACAUAAUACAUACAUAUGUACAUAUGAACGUAUAAUACACAGCUUCAAAAAAGGCCUACACGCUUACUAAUAACAAACCGGCUUUUGUCGAUGACGUAGCAAGGUGAAUCGGCGCACACACAGUGAAAACGAAUAAAUGCUUAUGACGUGAACUUAUAAUGUAUAUGCAUACAUAUGUAUGUUCCAGUGCGCUAGCUGAGACGAAGCUAGAUCAUUAAGCAUUUUUUGAUAUAAACACAUACAUACAUACAUGCUUAUAUGUAUAAAACAGCAAAAACAACAAAUAAAAAUAGUUUUUUUUCGCAUUUUCUUUUAAAUAUUUCGUAACCGACAGUCUGUGUUGUCGCUGAGAAAGAGCGCCAAAAGAGAUCGUAUUACAAACAUAAAAUAGACAGAUUAAAUAAAAACACACACACACACAUAUAUACAAUAUAUACAUAUGUACAUAAAUAUAUUCAUAUUAGAAAAAAUAUUAGUGGAACGCGUUGCGCUGGUGGUUGUGGCAAGCGCGAUCAGUGAUUAAGUCGAUGACGUUGCAGAUGACAGCAAAAACAACAACAACAACAGCUACAACAAAAGCAAAUAAAGCGCCUGAAAAUAUGAUAAAAGUGGUGACGAGAACGCCAGCAGCAAAAGCAACAACAACAAAAUUAGCUGUAACCACAACAACAACAAUAAAACCAACACUAUCUAGAAUGUCAGUAGCAACGAACACAACCACCGAUAUGCAUUUUAAAGCCGCAAACAGCGAGCGCAAGCGCAGCUGCCACACGGCGCCGCAAGUCAUCAGCUGUUGCGGUAAUAAUUAUCAGCAAAAGAAUGAUAAUAAUUAUCAAAAAAAUUAUAUUAAUGAUUAUCAAUAUAAAAACAAUAAAAAUUAUCAACAUAAUAAUGAUGCUCAUAAUGAACAUAACAACGAUAAUAAUAAUGAGCAUAAACGUAGCAAAAAUCAGCUUAGUCAGAAUAAUAAAAACAACCACCGCAACAAUUACAAUCUUCCACCGUUAUUUGCAUUUAACCGGCAUCUAGUUCAUGCCACAUUUCUACUACUAGUCUACGCCGUGUGCAACUGUUGCGCCGGCGCUGUUGACAGCUAUGAAAGUUUAGCUUACGCGCCUGCUGAGCCACGCCCAUUGCAGCGGCGGCACACGACGGCGAUCGUUAAGGACAACAAUGCCGCCACAGACGAUGCGAAUCUGGUUUUCGUGUAUAAAUGCUGUGAAAAAUUCGAAAUUCAUGUGGACGGCCUGUGCACGCAGGUCAAUGAGAGUGAGUACUUCCAACCCAUGUUCACCGACUAUCAGGGUGUACACAAUGUGCCGGUGAAAUUCAAGUUCGUUAUUGGCAUACCGGCUUGUGGCACGAUGCAGUCAUGGCCCAUAUAUCAUUACCAAGGUAGCGCUGAUCAGCUGGUGCUUCUGGACGAUGGCAAAUUACGCCACUACACCAACUCUAAUGAGGAAGAGGAUGAGCUGUAUGAGCACACAGACUACGAUGCAGAUUUGGAUGAUGAACGGAAGUCACUCUUUCAUGAUUAUGCGGCGGGGCAAUAUUGCAUAGAUAAGGCCAUUUCUACAACGGGUCAGCAUAAACAAGUGCUCUAUGCGAACAUUUGUUUGGCGAAACGCGAAAUUAAAUGGUCGGAUACAACAUUUUUACUGCGUAAAGUAAUAAAUCCCAUUUUGCAUGGCAUAUCCUUGAUACUUUUACUGCUCAUAUCGAUUAUCUACUUUAUACUGCCCACAUUGCGUGAUCUGGUAGGCAACAUUAUAACCACCAUAGCGGUGUGUAUGAUGACGGUGCAGGCGGCGGACUUUGUGCGCAUCUUCACGGAGUUCUCCAACCACGUCAGCUUCAUUGUGGCGGAUAUUAUACUGUACAUCAGCUUGCUGGGCGCCUUCUUUUGGCUUAAUAGCUUCGGUUAUUACAUUUGGAAGACGUUCCGUUCACGCAAUGUCUUCCUGCGCGUCACCGAUGGACGCAAAUAUUGCUAUUAUUCCGCAUAUGCUUGGGGUUUGACUGCGCUGAUGGCCGCUUUGGCGGUAUUUGCGCAUUUCUUUCUCGACGCCGAUUCGUAUAAGGAACAAAAUGUUAUUGGCGAUCAGCAGACAAUCGGUUGGCUGGGCAUUUGGAUAUUUUUUGCGCCCAUCGCGUGCAUAAUACUAAUCAAUAUCUUUUUCUAUGUGACCACAUUGAAAUUGAUCAAUCGCAGAAAUGUCUAUGGACGCAUACAACACAAGCUGCGUGCGAAUUUCAUUAUGUUUUCUUGGAUGCUGCUAAUCAUGUCGAUUGCGUGGCUCUUCUUUGUGCUCUCGCUGAUGCCGUACGAAGGCCUACUCUACGCGCACAUACUAGUCAAUGCUGCGCAGGCGCCGCUGCUACUCUACAUAUGUGUGUUGCGUCAGAAACACGUUACAUUCCUGUUGAAAAAGUCAUGCUGCUAUAAUGAACCGCCAUCGGCCAAUGAUUGGGGCGAUGAAAUGCAUUAUAUGAAUUGUAAUGAUUACUGAGAUGAGGCGCGCGUUAAGAACGCGCCCAAACAAACGCAAGCAACGUUGGCGCAGCAGUCAACGUGUAUAUUCCCCGAUGGCAUACCCAUCGUGCCAGUGACUGUGUACCGGCACACGUCGGUGUAAAUGGAUUCAAUGGAAUACCUUGGAAAUUUGUGUGUAUUGGUGUUUUGCUGUUAAACUCUGGAGUCUGAUCAAAUGUUUAGUUGUAAGAUGGAGUAAAUCAAUACAAUUGUACAACACUAUACCAAUAAUAACUGAACUCUCAUUAA